Messenger RNA from Melampsora larici-populina 98AG31, 378 nucleotides. RefSeq lists its product as uncharacterized. The record is from RefSeq and is a predicted model, not a curated record. The transcript has 3 exons. NCBI's taxonomy places the organism in Eukaryota, Fungi, Basidiomycota, Pucciniomycetes, Pucciniales, Melampsoraceae. Bases 1 to 378 code for a protein of 125 amino acids.
AUGGCAGAUUGGAAUCCACCACCUCACCCUCGUAGCCGUAAUGAGCCGGAGCAUUAUGGUAACCUCCAGUCAACCAGUGCUAGCCGGCCCGGAACUGAUGGACCACGGUCAAAGAUUGGAUCCAGGGCUGGAUCAACAGCCAGCAGUAAGCAAAGGGUAAAUGAAGGCAGAGUAUUUAAUGGUAAUUUAGAAGUUUUGGAUUCCAAUAUCAGAGAUUUUAGUAAUGAAUCAGGUUCUAAAUUUUCAGAAGUAUUAAAAAAAGAAUUUCAUCUUUUAGAAGUUGUUAAUGCUCAAUACAAAGAACUUUAUAAGGUUAUCAGGCAAGAUAACAAAGAUGUUUCUAGUUUGAAUAAAAAAGUUCAAAAAUACUUUGAAUGA